GUUUGCUUUGUAGAGAGAGGCAGGAGUCACUCUCCUGAACAGCCAGCGGUUUCCUUUAACUCUGCCAGGCUCACAAACAGUCCAGCUGCACAUUUCCACUCACUCUCCCCCUCUCGUGGGCAUUCUUCCAGCAGUCUGAAGCAAGACUUUAAGGGGAAGCAAAGCACAGAGGAGAAAAGACACAAGAGGACAGCUCAAGAAAAAACGUCGACACACAGCAAUGAAGGACAAAGUGAAGAGAGGAGGAGGAAGAAGUCAGGCCAAGGCUGAUUUAGUCAACCUGGUUGCUGGUGUAAAGGAUGCCAUUGGUAUUAAGCAAGAUGAGGACACAUCGUUCCCUGUGAAGAUCCAGGGGGCAGGAGUAGAGCCAUUUGAGCUGCAGGUUCGCGGAUUUUGGCUUGUCCAAGAUGCAGUAAUGACACUGCUUUCGAGGGAUGAGGUGUGUCCACGUUCCAACCUGUCACUGGCACUCGCUGGUACGAAUUUGGACCCCCAUGCAGAACUGCAAAGCCUCAAGGGGCUUAAACCAGGAGCCAUUCUUCGCCUUGUGGAAGAACCCUACACCGCCCGCUCUGCGAGGGUCCAUCUGGCUCGUGUGCUGGAGCUGCUGAGAGCGUCAGGACCUCAGGAUGCACUGAGAGAAGGACGCUCGCCAAGCGUACUGGAGACACUCACACAUACACUAACCGCAGACCCAAGCCCACCGAAUGGAAAGAGCCUGAAACGUUCUUUAAGCAACACAAAAACAGAAACAACCACCCAGGAUGGAGCUCUUCCUGAGUACAUCCUCCCUGGUUCCUCAGAGAGACCAGUUAUGGCCCUACUACCACAGAGCUCCCAACAACAGGCCCCCAGCUAUCUGAGGGACCUGUCUCUCAGCUGCUGGAACCCGCCUCCAGGACACAGGAAGCUGCAGGGAGACUUCCUGUACAUCACCGUGGUGACUAUGGAGGGACGACGGUGUGACAUCACGUCCUGUCCAAAAGGUUUCUUUCUCAAUAGGUCUACAGAAGAUGUGUUUGAUCCUCGUCCUGCGCAGUCUUCCCCAAUUUGUCACUGUUUGACUGACCUGCUCUGUCACAUCAGCCCUGCCUUCAAACAAACCUCUUCCACUAUAAUCAAAAACAGGCCUCAGUUAUCUCCAGUAGAGGUGAUGCCCACUCCUUACCACACGCUGAGCUGGCUCGGGCCUCCCUGUGCCUCUCGGACCCACAAAAACACCUUCACCAGACUGGGAGUGGACGAACAGCCAGCAACACAGGCUCCAGACUGGAAUGAAGAGUUGCAGGCAGCCAGAGAUCUUCCAAUAGGCAAUCUGGAGGAGAGGCUACAGAGAGACAGAUCUCUGCUCCAGGUAAACAGUGCGUUUGUUAGGGCUGUGAUGCAGGGGACAGAGACUGUCGUAGACGGCUUUGUAGAGCCAGUGCCUGGAAACCCUGAGGACCCAGCUUUUCUGUGGGGCGGCCUGUUCAUGAGCCAGGGGGCCGCAAGUGCAGUGUUUGGUGGGGAAAGGGGUCGCAGGGCUGCUCAGAGACUGGAACUUAAAGGAGUACAGGCCUAUAGUGAUAUAGAGGGGCUACAGGGACUGCACACUCUACCUACAGCCAUUGUAGACUACAGAGGAGUGCGUCUAUCUGCUCAGGGUCUGGCCCCUGGCUUGGAAGGCUCAGAGCAGGACCAGGGAGCUGCCUCAAGAGGCUUGCUGUACGGGGUAAAUGCAGGACCCCAAGAGUCCCCCCACCGUAGACGGCUACUACAGCUCUUGGCUCACGCUGCCAAGUGUCUUUGUAUCCAGAGACAUGUUGUUUUGACUCCCAACAGUCACCAGGUACCCCUGUUCACCUCAGUGGACGCACAGGGUCUGUUGGGGGCUGAUGGGAGGUUCUACAUACUGGAUGUGUUCAGGAGCUUCCCAGCUGAUGCCAACUUCUGUCCAGAGGUUGAGACAGAAAGUCAGCCAGUCACUGGAGAAGAGGAGACUAAUGAAAGCUGUUUAGAAGAUGAAGAAACGAAGGGUUGUGCAACAGAAGGUUGGCCAGAGAAUUAUCACUCAGACUCUGGGCUUCCAAAGAGUUUUCCUCAUGGACUCUGUAGACUGAGGCCAGAGCUGGUUCAGGCCUUUAUCCAACACAAACACUGCCAGUUCUCCCAGCGUGUCAGGGAGGUGUUUGGUGAGAACGGAGGCUUUGUAGAAUGUGCAACAGCUUGCGACUCUCGAGCCACAAAUGCAGUACGGGCUGCUUGUAAAGAAGUGGGCUCAGUUAGUGACAUCAUCUUUGAGAUGCGCUUUAACACAAGUGUCUUCUGUCCAGGAGUAACCUUCCCCCCCAGUGAAAGUACGUCAAUAAAGCUGCAGGAGAGGUUACAGAGGGAAGCGGCAGCUUUCAUCCUCACACAUCAGAUUCCAGCCUUUGUGGAGUAUUGCCUACACAGUAAUGAGGCACCAAUGGAUGGAGCUUCCCUAAAACUGGCGCUACACCAGAGAGGCAUCAAUCUCCGGUAUCUGGGCUAUGUGAUCAAAACCAUCAGCCAGUCAGAACACAAGGAGCGCCUGAGGCACAUAAUGAGAUCGGUCAUAGGUGAAAUUUUCAUCCGAUCAGCAAGGAGAGUGUUCAACAGUUUCAUUCAGGGUGUGGACGUGCCUACUCUCGCUGCAGCUGUCAGUCACUUCCUCUGCUGCCUGUUGGUUCCCCACUUCACGCCCACCGCUGUGGGGGAGGACACUAAAAAGAAGUCAAGGCGGCGCGGCAGAGGGGCUGGGCCCUCUGAAAGCUCGCCCUGGAGCACGCUCACAGGGGCUGAGUUGUGGAACCUGGUCUGCCAGGAUGCUGUUGAAACAUAUAACAUCUCUGACAGCCUCGGCUCUGGUCUGAACCACAUGGUGGAGCACUAUGGCCUUCAGAGGAUCUCUUUGCUUAGAGAGUUCUGUUUAAAGACUGGAGUACAGUUGAGAUUGAGAGACUACUUACUCGACAACCAAAAUAAAGCUCCCAUUGGUCCAGACGACGUCCUCAACAUCUUCCCUCUCGUCAAGUACAUUCACAUGCCAACUGUGGAUGCUUCAAAAGCAUAUCAUGCUGCACAGAACUCCCUCCAGAAAGGCCUGCUGGACCAGGCCCACGAGCACCUGAAAGAAGCGGCCUACUUGUUUGGCAGGGUGUGUGAUGACUUACACCCCGAGGCCUGUUAUUGCCACAACCUGUUGGCCAAGGUGGCCUUCCUGCAGGGGAAGGCAGCUGAGGCUCGCAGUGUCCAGCAGAAAGCAGUGGUCAUCAGUGAGAGAGUGCUUGGCUUUGACAAUCCAAACACUAUUCAGCAAUAUGCUCUCUUGGGUGUGUAUGUGUUUGCUGGAGGGGAGACUGCCCUGGCCCAGAAGUGUUUCCUCAGAGCUCGUCUGCUAAUGCUAACAGUCCACGGAGAGGACCAUCCCUACACCGCAACAUUGGAUAGCUGCCUUGGUCUGGUGCUGACAGGAGAUCAGAGAGGGCAGUUCUUAAAGAAUGCCCUAAGACUCAACACUUCCUUCUUUGGCCCCACGGAUCUGCACACUGCUCUCAAUCAGCACCUGUUGGCCCAGUGGAUGUGCAGCAAGGGCGACUACCGAAGUGCUAUGACCCACGAGAAAGAGGCCCUCACUGCUUUUACCUCCUUGUUUGGAGAGGAUCACUCUCAGACACGCUGCAGCAAAGACUUUCUGUGCACCAUCACCCAGCAAGCAGUGAAGGUGGAGCGCUCUCUCAGACAGACUGGAGCUGAAUGCACAGAGCAAACAGUGGAGUGUCUAACUGCCUCGCAUGAGACUGUGCUGGAGCAAAUGGUUCUGGUGACAGGGAUCAGGAGGAUUACACAAAGUGACAGGCUCCAGGAGUAUAAGAAGAAACACCUUGAACUAAAGGCAGCGGUGGCUAAAGAACUGGGAUUCAAUAUAACUAGCGAGUUCGUCGCCUCCAAGACUGUGAACGGGGGACAGAAUAGCUCAGAUCAAGACGCAGGAUGCGGGAAGGAAGCUGAGGAUGAAGGAAGCCCAGCAGUGGAGAAUGCCAGCGAGAGCCAACAGGAGCAGCUGGGGGAAGAGAGUGCUGCCAUAGUUUCAGCUAAUGGUCAUGUGGUGGAGCCGGUAGAACAUAACCAGCAUGAGGAGAAAACGGAUGUAGAUGAGGGAGACAGUGAGGACGGUGACCGAACAGCUUCAGAUGCUGAGGUAAAGAUAGUGAACGGAGAGUCAGAGGUCAGAGAGAACAGCACAGCCAAUGGGGAGAUAAAAGGUGAUGUAACAGCUGAUGAGACGAAGUCAGAGUCAAAUGGGGUUAAAGGUGAAAUAAAUGGUGCAUUGGACAUUGCUGCCAGCCCACCAGUCCUUAAGAGUAAAGGAACCUGGGCUGAUGUUGUCUCAAAAACUGCCAUGGCCAAUGGAACAGGACACAAAGACACAGUAGCAGUCAAUGGAGUCGCACAUAGUGUCACUGCUAAUGGAGUAGCUGAAAAGUAAAAAUGUAUUAAAGAGGAAAAACAGCGUUGUAGUCUAGUAUUUCCAAGCCACUGCUGUAAAUUAAUCCUCUCCCAGGAUCCUAGAUGUAAUUAGAUCCAGUGAACAUGAAGCAGAGCAUAAGAUGACAGAGUCAGAUGAGCAUUACUGUGUGUUAGAGAUGUUAUUGCUGGUGCUGGGGGAGGGUUGUACUGUAAUAGAGUGCUGUUGUGUUUUUUUUUUCUUCCAAUAAAAGGUUUUUACUC
Molecule: messenger RNA, 4731 nt
Organism: Micropterus salmoides (largemouth bass)
Lineage: Eukaryota; Metazoa; Chordata; Actinopteri; Centrarchiformes; Centrarchidae
Product: clustered mitochondria protein homolog
Exons: 28
Coding region: 221-4489 (1422 amino acids)
Biological process (GO): intracellular distribution of mitochondria
Cellular component (GO): cytoplasm
Molecular function (GO): protein binding; mRNA binding
Source: RefSeq, a predicted model, not a curated record